GGAGUAUGAUUGGGAGCUUAUGACUUUACUGAGCCCUUGGUGUUUCAGUAAAACAGUUCCAACUUUGGCGGCAUGAGAAUUUUCAGCAAUAUCAGAGGCUUAAGUGAAAUUUAGUGUUUUAUCAAAAGUUUGAAUGACGUUUAUGCAAAAAAGAUCCCUUUAACAAUUAGUUUCUCUAGCAUCUUUUGAUAACAUCAUCAUUUUCAUUUGGCAUUCACUCCUUGCAAGACUUUUGAGAAUUUUCACUUGUUACAAUAAGACCUGUCACCGCACUCCUGUUUUACUUGAUAUUAUUUCUGCAAUUCAUGUUCUGCUUGAGAACUUGAUCGUUGCCUCAAAAUAUGAAUGUGGCUUCAAAUAAUCAUUUUUUCUCCUUCUCAAGAUCUCAAAGUGCAUAACAGUAAAGAUCCAUCCUGUCAUCAACUUGCUUUCAUAAAUUUCUGGAGACUUGAUUUCAAGUUCACAUGCGAACGUAUAAAUCGCCGACAUAGCUUUUGGGUUCGAUGUUCUUUUUUAUUGACUACAAUUGUUGGAUAUCUAGCCUGCAUGUUUGUCUUCCUUGCAUGAUUAUUGCUAGCCUGCGAGCCUAAAGUCUCAUUUCUGAGAUUCCUGCAAUCAUCCCUCAUUUGACAUUUGUUGUGUCCAGUAAUGCACUUCAGUGACCCAUCAUCAACAUGGAUCCUUCAUUAGAAGUCACAUAACAUCAAUUGCUGUUUUUGCCACUGCAACCAAGUCCCUUUAGCAAGAAAGCCAAAACCAAUUACUCGGACCUAGCCAUGAUUGUUGUGGUUGGGAUUCCCACCUGAUGCUAACACCAUAUUUCGCAGGUUGCCAACCUGACCUGAUUACACUAGUUACUGGGCAAGUGGGUUCAUUUUCAGGUCAGAUUACAUUAAAGUUAGGUAUUUUAUUAGUUGGAUUGUGCUAGGUUUAUAUUUACUUGGCCUAACUCACCCAAGAUCACCCCAUAGAGCUCUUGCAGUCCUGCGCAACAACGCCACGGUCGGCAUGACCUUUCAUUAUCAAAUUUGACAGCAUAAGUUUACACCAAGCAUGUCAAAAUGUGGAGAGGAAAUCUUGUUUUUUGCAAACUCAAAUCUAAUGGUUAGCUUAGUACGAUCUCAUGUCUUCUUUGAUCUAUUAGUUAAACUAAACCGUUAAUGACAUCUUUGAAGCUUAAGGAAACAUUCCUCAUAUUUAUAUUAUCCACACUCAUUAUUUUUUUUUUCUUUCUUUUUGGGAUCUAUUAGUGAUGUCCACACCCAACAUUCCAGAUGACAAACAGGUUGGCUUAAAAGAGUCAAAUAAAGCAAUACCUUUUUUUUCUUCAAAUAAAGCAAUGCUUGAAGCCGUGCUUCUCUCUCUUAAGUCACUUCCACGACAAGCCAUUAUGCUUCAACAAGUUGUGUUCCUUGUUGCACCACCUUAACACUUUUUAAGCAAUUGCUUUCCAUCAAUCCCCUCCUCUCUUCCUCUUUCUCUUUUCUUGCUCUCCUUCAAUCUCCCAGAACCAAUGUCCGACACCCUGGAAGACUGCAGCCUAUUCGCUGUGGAUUGCAUGGUGGUAUGCUGUUGCUGCCCUUGUUUGCUCCUCCAAAUCACGGUGUUCCUCUUCAUCAGAUUACCGCAGAGAAUGGCAGUGAAGUCGAAGAAGAUCGUGCUGCGAAAGCUCCGAAAGAGACUGAAGAAAUAUGAAUAUGUGAUUGGAGAGAGCGACGACUUGGAGAGAGGAGAGGCAUUAGGAGUUCAAGGAGUGAAUGAUGUUAUUAUUGAAGGGAAGAGUUGGGUUGGUGAUAGGAGUUCUUUCUUGGAAUCUGAGAAGAUGUGGGAGGAGUUUGUUGAGGAAGAAGGUCUGUUCUGGUUUGGCAGCUUUUGGGGCACAGAAAGUUGAUGUCAGAUUGGCUUUGUUUUCAUGUACAUGAAGCUAUUCCAAAUCUAUUUAUAUGAAUGAAUCCUUUGCGACGCCAACUCCAAUUUGUAAUUCACUGCUUGAGUCAAUUUAGAAAUGCAGGGCAUUCGAAGUCGAAGAAUUUUCUGAUGCUUUUAUGAUCUUGGUGGCACAAUAAGUUUGAGUUUUUUUGGUGAGACCAGGACAUGGCUCAGGAGCAUGAUGAGGUGCAAGUGUGGCAUGCUCAGGCAUCGUUCAGGUGCGUGGUUGGGUUCAAGUUUAGGCUUUCUUAGAAUCUAUGAAGGCUCAACUAUAAUAGCUUUUUGAAUGUGGGGCUGAGGAUGGUGGCAGGCUCUUGCAACAGCUAAAUUGCCAUGCAGGUAAAAAGGGAGGGUGAGUUGGGUAAACUAGAUGUAGGAAAUGAGCUUGAAUCUAAUCCAUGUAAAGAGAGAGAGAGAGGGGAAAAAAAAAAUAUAAAGGACAGCUCAAGAUUGUCACAAGAGAUUAAAUUGGAUGUACAUCAUGGACUUGAAGGGGGAAUAGUCUUUUUAUCUGUAAUUGCAUACUAGCAUAGUGCACAUGCCAUGCCCAUGAAGAAUCUGUCGAUCGAUAUGCUAGCUUGUGAAGAAUAAUUAGAUCGCAACAAAUAUUAGAUAUGUCAAUCAAUUUCUAUAAGCAUGGUCUAAUAUGUUUCAAUAUCUGUCAAGUGCAAAGAAACUAUUUACAUGAAAAUGAGUAUGAUUUUGCUCUAAAUUUUAGAAUUCAACAACCAAUUUGUAAAGAUAUGUGCCAAAUUGGACCUCAUUCAACCAUCUUAUUUCUUUAAGAUAUUAUAUCUUAAUCCUAUAUGCCCUAGUCAAGUUGAGGAAAUAUGAUCUCUAAAUUAUAAACUAUUAUCAUGAUAAUCACCAUUAGACUCCCACUUCUCAAUAAUCUCUCUCUCCCUCUCUCUAUGUUUUUUUUUGGUUGAAAUUCUCUUAGGCAUCACACUUUUCGCGAUCUCUUCGGAAAAACUUGCAUGUUUAGUCUUUAGGAAAAAUGAUGGGCAUGCAAAUUUUAGGAUUUAAACUUGGAAGAACAUUGCAAUACUUGUGUUGAGGAGAGGGAUGCAAUUAUAUAUGUUUCAGUAGUGUUUAUGCUGUCUUAAGAUUAGUAACAUGGAUAAUGUUUGUCUCCAUUCAUAAGCACAAUUUGAUAGAAAUAUAAUAUGAAUAUCCACUUAGCACUGUCAUUAGUUGCCUGCAGUUGCACCAA
Messenger RNA from Phoenix dactylifera (date palm), 3142 nucleotides. RefSeq lists its product as uncharacterized. Lineage: Eukaryota; Viridiplantae; Streptophyta; Magnoliopsida; Arecales; Arecaceae. The record is from RefSeq and is a predicted model, not a curated record.